GCCAUGAGGAUCCCCGGUCCUUAGGCCACCUCCGAGGUCCCCCAUGGCUCUGCCAGUUUGGACCCUGAUGCUGCUAGUGGGGUCCGCCUGGGGCCAGGAACAAGUGCCUUUCCCUGUGUGGAGACCGGACUCUCUAGACCUGGGGCUGACGGCGCACACUUCGAGGGAGGAUUCCAUUCUCUCCAAGUGUGACUUUGAAGACAAUUCCAGACCUUUCUGUGACUGGUCUCAAAUGUCUGCAGAUGAUGGGGACUGGGUUCGGACUACUGGACCCUCCCUGACUGGCACUUCUGGCCCCCCUGGGGGGUACCCCAAUGGAGAGGGGUAUUACCUGCACAUGGAUCCCAAGACCUUCCCUCGGGGCGGAGUGGCACGCCUGCGUAGCCCCGACAUAUGGGAGCAAGGUCCCCUUUGCGUCCAUUUUGCCUUCCACAUGUUCGGGCUGUCGUGGGGCGCCCAGCUCAGACUGCUGCUGUUCAGGGGCCGGAAGCAUCUCCGGCCCUAUAUACUCUGGAAACACGUGAACACCCAGAGUCCCUCUUGGAUGCCCACCACUGUCACUGUACCAGCAGAUCAUGAUAUACCAAGCUGGCUGAUGUUUGAAGGCAUGAGAGGAAACACCGCCUACCUGGACAUCUCUUUGGAUGGCCUCUCUAUCCGGCGGGGUACCUGCAAUCGGAUCUGCAUGUCUCAAAUGUGUACCUUUGAUACUCUAAAUGAUCUCUGCGGCUGGAGCUGGGUCCCAACUGCCACUGGGGCUAAGUGGACCCAGAAGAAGGGAUCAACAGGGAAGCAGGGUGUGGGGCCUGCUGAAGACUUCUCUAACCCUGGUAAUGGCUACUACAUGCUCCUGGACUCUACGAAUGCAAGGCCAGGACAGAAAGCUGUUCUUCUGAGUCCCCUGAGCCACUCCAGAGGCUGUAUGACCCUGUCUUUCCACUACAUAAUGCAUGGCCAGGGACAUGAAGAAGGCCUUUUUGUUUAUGCUACAUUUUUGGGCAACAUCCGGAAAUACACUCUCUUCUCAGGGCAUCCUGGACCUGACUGGCAGGCUGUGUCUGUCAAUUACACAGGACAGGGACAGAUACAGUUCAUGGUAGUGGGUGUGUUUGGAAAUAUACCAGAGCCAGCAAUAGCUGUGGAUGCCAUCAGCAUAGCUCCCUGUGGAGAGAGCUUUCCCCAGUGCGACUUCGAAGACAGAGUUCAUCCUUUCUGCGACUGGAACCAGGUGUAUGGAGACAUCGGACAUUGGAGCUGGGGAAGUAAAAGUGUGCCUACCCUCAUUGCAGGGUCCCCAAGAGAGUUCCCAUAUGGAGGGGAGCAUUACAUUUUCUUCGAUUCAGUGAAGUUAUCCCAGGAGGGGCAGUCUGCCAGGUUGGUGAGUCCACCAUUCUGUGCACCUGGGGACAUCUGUGUGGAGUUUGCUUACCACAUGUACGGCCUUGGCAAAGGUACCACACUCAAGCUCCUGUUGGGAAGUCCUGCGGGUAGUUCUCCCAUUCCUCUGUGGAACCGUGUCGGGUCUCAGAGCUCUGGCUGGAUGAAUAGCUCUGUCACCAUCCCUAAGGGACAUCAGCAGCCCAUGCAGUUGUUUAUUGAGGCCACCCGGGGCACCAGCACUGCCUUUGUUGUCGCUCUGAACUUCAUCUUGAUCUCUCAUGGACCAUGUCGGGUAUUGCUGCAGACAGAGAUUCCUUCCAAUCCUCUGCUUCCACCUACUGGCCCUUCUGAAUCUACUGUUCCUAUGCUCCCCAUGGAGCAGUCCACCACCCCUACAGAAGCAACCACUGUUACCAUAGAAAUACCCACCACUCCCACGGAAGAGACCACCAUCCCCACAGAAACAACCACUGUCCCCACAGAAGUGAUCAAUGUCUCUCCUGAAGAGACCAGUAUCCCCCCUGAGGAGACCAUUCCUACAGAAGUUAUCACUGUAUCUCCUGAAGAGAUCAUUUCCCCCACAGAGGUGACCCCUGUCCCCACAGAUGUAACAGGUGCCUACGUGGAAGCGACCAAUGCCUCUCCUGAAGAGACCAGUGUCCCCCCUGAGGAGACCAUCCUUACAGAAGUUACCACUGUUUCUCCUGAAGAGACCACUGUCCCCACAGAAGUUCCUAUUGUCUUCAUAGAAGCGACCGCAUUCCCCACUGGAGAGACCACUCUCUACACAGAAGUGCCCACUGUAUCCACUGAAGUGGAGACUAUCUCUACAGAAGUUACCAUUGUUUCUCCUGAAGAGACCACUUUCCCCACAGAAGUGCCUACUGUCCCCAUAGAAGUGACCACUAUCCUCAAUGGAGAGACCACCCUCCCCACAGAAGUGCCUACUGUGUCCACAGAAGUGACUAAUGUCUCUCCUGAAGAGACCAGUGUUCCUCCUGAGGAGACCAUCCCUACAGAAAUAACCACUGUUUCUCCUGAAGAGACUGUUUUUCCCACAGAAGGGACCACUCUCCCCACAGAAGUGCCUACUGUCCCCAUAGAAGUAACCACUUUUCCCACUGGGGAGACCACUGUCCCCACAGAAGUACCCACUGUCUCCACAGAAAUGACAGGUGUUCACACAGAAGUAACCACUGUUCCUCCUGCCAGCAUCCCUCCUGAGGAGACUACCACCCCAACAGAAGUGACCACUACUCCUCCUGAAGAGACCACCAUCCCUACAGAAAUAACCACUGUUCCUCCUGCCAGCAUCCCUUCUGAGGAGACCACCACCCCAACAGAAGUGACCACUACCCCUCCUGAAGAGACCUCCAUCCCUACAGAAGUGACCACUGUUCCUCCUGCCAGCAUCCCUCCUGAGGAGACCACCAUUCCUACAGAAGUAACCACUGUCCCUCCUGAAGAGACCACCAUUCCUACAGAAGUAACCACUGUCCCUCCUGAAGAGACCUCCAUCCCUACAGAAGUGACCACUGUUCCUCCUGAGGAGACCACCACCACAACAGAAUUGACCACUUCCCCUCCUGAAGAGACCAGCAUCCCUACAGAAAUGACCACUGUUCCUCCUGCCAGCAUCCCUCCUGAGGAGACUGCCUCCCUGACAGAAGUGACCACUACCCCUCCUGAAGAGACCACCAUCCCUACAGAAGUGACCACUGUUCCUCCUGUCAAGACCACCAUCCCUACAGAAGUGACCACUGUUCCUCCUGUCAGCAUCCCUCCUGAGGAGACCACUGUCCCUCCUGAAGAGACCACCAUUGCUUCUGAAGAGACCACCGUCUCCACUCAAGAGACCACUCUCCUUACAGAGCAAUCUGCUGCCACUCAAACAUCCAUAGCAUGUAGACCACCCUGUCCAAGUCCUCCACUAAUGCCCAUCAGACCACGCCUUUCAAAGCCUCCAGGUGUCUCAAUGUUCAGCAUGGCCCCGACUACAGGUAUUUCUACCACAGAGAGCUGCCCUCCAAAUGCCCACAUUGAAUUGUGUGCAUGCCCAGCAUCCUGUGAGAACCCCAAGCCCAGCUGCCAGCCCCCCUGCAUUCCUGGCUGUGUCUGCAAUCCUGGGUUUUUGUUUAGUAAUAAUCAAUGUAUCAAUGAGUCUUCCUGCAAUUGUCCCUACAACAACAAGUACUAUAAGCCUGGGGAAGAAUGGUUCACUCCCAAUUGCACAGAGCGGUGCCGCUGCUUGCCGGGUAGCCUGAUGGAGUGCCAGAUCUCUCAGUGUGGGACGCACACGGUAUGCCAGCUGAAGAGUGACCAGUACCAGUGUGAGCCCUACGGUAAAGCCACUUGCCUGGUCUAUGGGGACCUUCAUUUUGUCACCUUUGAUGAGAGGCACAUUGGCUUCACAGGGACGUGUACCUAUGUCUUGACACAAACCUGCAGCAACUCCACAGACCACUUCUUUAGGAUAACAGCAAACACCGAAGAACGUGGAGUAGAAGGUGUAUCCUGCCUGGACAAAGUUGUCAUCUCUCUGCCAGAGACUACCGUUACCAUGAUCAGUGGCAGACACACAUUGAUUGGGGAUCAGGAAGUCACCCUCCCAGCCAUACUUUCUGAUGACAUCUAUGUGGGUCUGAGUGGGAGAUUUGUGGAGCUGAGGACAACAUUUGGUUUGCGUGUGAGAUGGGAUGGUGACCAGCAGCUUUUUGUGACUGUGUCCAGUACCUACUCGGGCAAGCUCUGUGGUUUCUGUGGGAACUAUGACGGGGACAGCAGCAACGACAACCUGAAGUCAGAUGGCAUGAUGACGCACGAUGAGGAGGAGCUGAGGCUGAGCUGGCAGGUGGAAGAGGAUGAGGACAUGGACUUUACUGUCUUCUUCGGUUGGGUCUCUUCCAGGUGUCAGAAGAAGAAGAAUCCCCCAUCUUGUGACGCUGCUUUGGGGAGCACUAUGUCGGGACCCAAGUUAUGUGGACAGCUUGUCAACCCAAGUGGACCCUUUGAGGCAUGCCUGCUCCACCUGAAGGCCUCAUCCUUCCUGGAUAACUGUGUGACUGACAUGUGUAGCUUCCAGGGUCUCCAGCAGAAGCUCUGUGCUCACAUGUCAGCCAUGACGGCCACCUGCCAGGAUGCCGGCUAUCCUGUGAAGCCCUGGAGGGAACCCCAGUUCUGCCCUUUGGUCUGCCCUAAAAAUAGCAGGUACUCACUAUGUGCCAAACCAUGCCCGGAAACCUGCCAUCCUAGAUCUACUACCCAGCACUGCUCAGACAAGUGUGUGGAAGGCUGCGAGUGUGACCCUGGCUUCAUCCUCAGUGGUUCUGAGUGUGUCCCUUCAUCCCAGUGUGGGUGCACCAGCUUCCAGGGGCGCUACUUCAAGGUACAGGAGCAGUGGUUUAACCCAGACUGCAAGGAGAUCUGCACUUGUGAGAGCUACAGCCGUAUUCUCUGCAAGCCCUGGAAGUGUAAGGCUCAAGAAGCCUGUAGCUAUAAGAAUGGCGUCUUAGGCUGUCAUGCCCAAGGAGCAGCCACCUGCAUGGUGUCUGGUGACCCCCACUACCUGACAUUUGAUGGGGCUUUGCAUCAUUUCAUGGGCACCUGCACUUAUGUACUGACCCAGCCUUGCUGGUCCACAUCUCAAGAGAACAACUUUGUCGUGAGCGCCACCAACGAGAUACAUGAUGGCAACUUGGAAGUCUCCUAUGUAAAAGCUGUCCAUGUGCAGGUCUUUGACCUCAAAAUCUCCCUGUUCAAAGGUCAAAAGGUUGUGCUGAACAACCAAAGGGUGGUGCUACCCGUGUGGCCUUCGCAAGGACGGGUGACCAUUAGGUUGAGUGGCAUCUUUGUCCUGCUCUACACGAACUUUGGGCUUCAAGUUCGAUUCGAUGGAAGGCACCUGGUGGAGGUGACAGUGCCUUCCUCAUACACUGGCUCACUCUGUGGGCUGUGUGGGAACUACAACAAUAACAGUAUGGAUGACAAUCUGCGUGCAGACAUGAAGCCGGCUGGCAACUCACUUCUGCUGGGAGCUGCUUGGAAAAUCCUUGAAGCCUCUGACCCUGGCUGCUUCCUAGUCGGGGGCAAGCCCUCCCACUGCGCGGACAGCGACAUGGAUGAUGUCUGGACUAAGAAAUGUGCCAUCUUGAUGAACCCUCUUGGGCCUUUCUCUAAUUGCCAUGAGGCGGUGCCACCGCAGGCCAGCUUCUCCAGUUGUGUGUAUGGCCAGUGUGAGACCAACGGAGACAACCUAACCCUCUGCCACUCCCUGCAGGCCUACGCAUCUCUGUGUGCCCAGGCUGGCCAGGUGACUACCUGGCGGAACAGCACCUUCUGCCCUAUGAGGUGCCCACCUAGGAGCAGCUACAACCCAUGUGCCAACUCCUGCCCAGCCACCUGCCUUACCCUGAGCACCCCAAGAGACUGUCCAACGCUGCCCUGUGUAGAGGGCUGUGAAUGCCAGAGUGGCCACAUCCUGAGUGGAACCACCUGUGUGCCCCUCAGACAGUGUGGCUGCAGUGACCAGGAUGGCUCCUAUCACCUGUUGGGGGAGAGCUGGUACACAGAGAAGACCUGCACCACCCUCUGCACAUGCUCAGCCCACAGCAACAUCACCUGCAGCCCAACGGCCUGCAAGGCCAACCACGUGUGUUUGCGCCAGGAAGGACUGCUCCGCUGUGCUGCAGAGAUGGGAGAGUGUCGCAUCUCAGAGGAUUCCCAGAUCGUGAGCUUUGAUGAUCAUAGCCAUCCUAUCCAAGACACAUGUACUUACAUCUUGGUCAACGUAUGCCACCCCAACACGAACAUGCCUUUCUUCACGAUCAGUGCCAAGACCGACAUAAACACCAACGGCAAAAACAAGACUUUCGGUGUCUAUCAGCUGUACAUUGACAUCUUCAACUUCCACAUCACUCUUCAGAAAGACCAUUUAGUCCUCAUAAGCUUGAUCAAUGACUCAAUGGUCACCCUUCCCACCACCACCCACAUCCCAGGAGUCAGUGUCAUGACUGAAGACGUCUAUACCAUUGUCACAAUCAAGGAUGAAAUUCAAGUCAAGUUUGAGAGCAAUAAUUUCUUAGAUGUCAAAAUCCCUGCAUCCUCUAAUGGGAAGGUCUGUGGUGUGUGUGGCAAUUUCAACGGCGAAGAAGAGGAUGAGCUCACGACACCCGGUGGUGAACUGGCGGAGGAUGAGCAAGAGUUCAUGAAUAGCUGGAAAGAUAAGAGCAUGGACCCAAAUUGCCAGAAAAUCGAAGGGCAGAGCCUCCAAGUGGAACAGCAGGAGAUCAUGAAUGGAAAAUGCAGGCCCAUUGACUUUGAGAAAGCCCAGGCAAACUGCCAGACUGCCCUCCAGGGUCCUGCCUGGGCCCAUUGCUCCUCCCGGGUACCCAUCAAGCCCUUCUUGCUGAAGUGUAUGAACAGCUUCUGCGAAUUCAGAGACCUCUUCCGUGCUCUCUGUGAUUCUUUGCAAUCCUUUGAAGAUGCCUGCCAGAACCAGGGGCUCAAGCCACCUAUCUGGAGGAACAGCAGCUUCUGCACUCUGGAGUGUCCAGCUCACAGUCACUACACAAACUGCCUUCCCUCCUGUCCACCUUCCUGCUUGGACCCAGACAGCCGCUGUGAGGGCUCUGGCCACAAAGUCCCCGCCACCUGCAGGGAGGGCUGCAUCUGCCAGCCUGGCUAUGUGCUACAUAACAACAAGUGUGUGCUCAGAUCUCAUUGUGGCUGUGAAGAUGCUCAGGGUGUCUUCAUCCCGGCAGGCAAGACGUGGCUAUCCGAAGACUGUACCCAGAGCUGUACCUGCAUGAAAGGAACCAUGAGGUGCUGGGAUUUCCAGUGUCCCCCAGGGACAUACUGCAAGAACAGCAAUGAUGGCGGCAGUAACUGUGUCAAAAUCUCUCUGCAGUGCCCGGCCCACAGCAAGUUCACAGACUGCCUUCCCCCCUGUCAUCCUUCCUGCUCUGACCCCGAUGGCCACUGUGAGGGCAUCAGCACCAAUGCCCACUCUAACUGCGAAGAGGGCUGCAUGUGUCAACCUGGCUAUGUGCUGCGCAACAACAAGUGUGUGCUCAGAAUUGAGUGUGGCUGCCAACAUGCCCAGGGUGGCUUCAUCCCUGCAGGCAAGAGCUGGACCUCCAGAGGCUGUUCCCAGAGCUGUGACUGCAUGGAAGGGGUCAUUCGAUGCCAGAAUUUCCAGUGUCCCUCGGGGACUUACUGCCAGGACAUUGAGGAUGGCACCAGUAACUGUGCCAAUAUCACUCUGCAGUGCCCCGCCCACAGCAGCUUCACUAACUGCCUUCCACCCUGUCAGCCUUCCUGCUUGGACCCAGAAGGCCACUGUGAGGGCUUCACCACCAAAGCCCCCUCCGCCUGCCAGGAGGGCUGUGUCUGUGAACCUGACUAUGUGGUUCUUAACAACAAGUGUGUGCCCAGAAUUGAGUGUGGCUGCAAAGACGCCCAGGGUGUCCUCAUCCCCGCAGACAAGACCUGGAUCAACAAAGGCUGCACACAAAUCUGUACCUGUGUGACAGGGACCAUCCACUGCAGGGACUUCCAGUGUCCCUCAGGGACCUACUGCAAGGACAUCAAGGAUGACACCAGUAACUGCACUGAAAUCACUCUGCAGUGCCCGGACCACAGCCUCUACACCCACUGCCUUCCCUCCUGCCUGCCUUCCUGCUCUGACCCAGAUGGCCUCUGUAGAGGCACCAGCCCCGAAGCCCCCUCCACCUGCAAGGAGGGCUGCAUUUGUGAACCUGACUAUGUGCUGAGUAACGACAAGUGUGUGCUCAGAAUUGAGUGUGGCUGCAAAGAUGCUCAGGGUGUUCUCAUCCCGGCAGAUAAGACUUGGGUCAACAGGGGCUGCACCCAGAGCUGUUCUUGCAUGGGAGGGGCCAUCCAGUGCCAGAAUUUCAAGUGUCCCUCAGAGGCAUACUGCCAGGACCUGGAGGAUGGCAACAGCAACUGCACCAGUAUCCCUCUCCAGUGCCCGGCCCACAGCCACUACACCAACUGCCUUCCACCCUGUCAGCCUUCCUGCUCGGACCCUGAUGGCCACUGUGAGGGUUCUAGUACCAAAGUCCCCUCUGCCUGCCAGGAGGGUUGUGUCUGUGAACCUGACUAUGUGGUUCUUAACAACAAGUGUGUGCCCAGAAUUGAGUGUGGCUGCAAAGAUGCCCAGGGUGUCCUCAUCCCUGCAGAUAAGACCUGGGUCAACAGAGGCUGUACUCAGAGCUGCACCUGCAAGGGAGGGGCCAUCCAGUGCCAGAAAUAUCACUGCUCCUCAGGGACUUACUGCAAGGACAUGGAGGAUGACAGGAGUAACUGUGCCACAAUCACCCUGCAGUGCCCCGCCCACAGCCACUACACCAACUGCCUUCCACCCUGUCAGCCUUCCUGCUUGGACCCUGAUGGCCACUGUGAGGGCUCCACCACCAAAGCCCCCUCCGCCUGCCAGGAGGGCUGUGUCUGUGAACCUGACUAUGUGGUGCUUAACAACAAGUGUGUGCCCAGAAUUGAGUGUGGCUGCAAAGACGCCCAGGGUGUCCUCAUCCCCGCAGAUAAGACCUGGAUCAACAGAGGCUGUACUCAAAGCUGCACCUGCAAGGGAGGGGCCAUCCAGUGCAAGAAAUUUCAGUGUCCCUCAGAGACUUACUGCAAAGACAUCGAGGACGGCAACAGUAACUGUACCAGAAUCUCUCUGCAGUGCCCAGCCAACAGCAACUUCACCAGCUGCCUGCCUUCUUGUCAGCCCUCCUGCUCUCAUACGGAUGUCCACUGUGAGGAACCCAGCCCCCACUCUCUCUCCUCCUGCAAGGAGGGCUGCGUCUGUCAAUCUGGCUACGUGUUGCAUAAUGACGAGUGUAUACUCAGAAAUCAGUGUGGCUGCAAAGAUGCCCAGGGUGCUCUCAUCCCAGAAGGCAAGACCUGGAUCACCAGCGGCUGUACUCAGAGCUGUAACUGCACGGGAGGGGCCAUCCAGUGCCAGAAUUUUCAGUGUCCCUUGAAGACUUACUGCAAGGACCUCAAGGAUGGCAGCAGUAACUGCACCAAUAUCACUCUGCAGUGCCCGGCCCAUAGCCGCUACACCAACUGCCUUCCAUCCUGUCCACCCUCGUGCUUGGACCCAGAGGGCCUCUGUGAGGGCACCAGCCCUAAAGCUCCCUCCACCUGCAGGGAGGGCUGCAUCUGCCAACCUGGCUACCUGAUGCAUAAAAACAAGUGUGUGCUCAGAAUCUUCUGCGGCUGCAAAAACACCCAGGGUGCUUUCAUUUCGGCAGACAAGACGUGGAUCUCCAGGGGCUGCACCCAGUCCUGUACCUGCUCAGCAGGGGCCAUCCACUGCAGAAAUUUCAAGUGUCCCUCAGGGACCUACUGCAAGAAUGGGGAUAAUGGCAGCUCUAACUGCACCGAAAUCACUCUACAAUGCCCAACCAACAGCCAAUUCACAGACUGCCUUCCCUCCUGUGUGCCUUCUUGUUCCAACCGCUGUGAGGUCACCAGCCCAAGUGUCCCCUCCAGCUGCAGGGAGGGAUGUCUUUGCAACCAUGGCUUUGUGUUCAGUGAGGACAAAUGUGUGCCCAGAACACAGUGCGGCUGUAAAGAUGCUCGGGGUGCCAUCAUCCCGGCAGGCAAGACCUGGACCUCCAAAGGCUGUACCCAGAGCUGUGCCUGCGUGGAAGGCAAAAUCCAGUGCCAGAAUUUCCAGUGUCCCCCAGAGACCUACUGCAAGGACAGCAGUGAAGGCAGCAGUACUUGCACCAAAAUCACUCUCCAGUGCCCGGCCCACACCCAGUACACCAGCUGCCUUCCCUCCUGCCUGCCUUCCUGCUUGGACCCAGAGGGCCUCUGCAAAGAUAUCAGCCCUAAAGUCCCCUCCACCUGCAAGGAGGGCUGCGUGUGCCAAUCUGGCUACGUGCUGAACAGUGACAAGUGUGUGCUCAGGGCUGAGUGUGACUGCAAAGACGCCCAGGGUGCUAUCAUCCCGGCAGGCAAGACCUGGACCUCCCCAGGCUGUACCCAGAGCUGUGCCUGCAUGGGAGGGGCUGUUCAGUGCCAGAGUUCCCAGUGUCCCCCAGGGACUUACUGUAAGGACAAUGAAGAUGGCAACAGUAACUGCGCCAAAAUAACUCUGCAAUGCCCAGCCCACAGCCUAUUCACCAACUGCCUUCCCUCCUGUCUGCCUUCCUGCUUGGACCCGGAUGGCCUCUGUAAGGGAGCCAGUCCCAAAGUCCCCUCCACUUGCAAGGAAGGCUGCAUCUGUCAAUCUGGCUACGUGCUGAGUAACAACAAGUGCCUGCUCAGAAAUCGUUGUGGCUGCAAAGAUGCUCACGGCGCUCUCAUACCAGAAGACAAGACCUGGGUCUCCAGAGGCUGCACCCAGAGCUGUGUCUGCACAGGAGGAAGUAUCCAGUGCCUGAGUUUCCAGUGUCCCCCUGGGGCGUACUGCAAGGACAAUGAAGAUGGCAGCAGUAACUGUGCCAGAAUCCCUCUGCAAUGUCCAGCCAACAGCCACUACACUGACUGCUUUCCCCCCUGUCCACCUUCUUGCUCGGACCCAGAGGGCCACUGUGAAGCCUCUGGCCCCAGAGUCCCCUCCACUUGCAAGGAAGGCUGCCUCUGCCACCCUGGCUUUGUGCUUGAUAGGGACAAGUGUGUGCCCAGAAUUGAGUGUGGCUGCAAAGAUGCACAGGGUGCUCUCAUCCCGUCAGGCAAGACCUGGACCUCUCCAGGCUGUACCCAGAGCUGUGCCUGCAUGGGAGGGGCUGUUCAGUGCCAGAGUUCCCAGUGUCCCCCAGGGACUUACUGCAAGGACAAUGAAGAUGGCAGCAGUAACUGUGCCAGAAUAACUCUGCAGUGCCCCACCCACAGCAACUACACCGACUGCCUUCCCUUCUGUCUCCCUUCCUGCUUGGACCCCAGUGCCCUCUGUGGGGGCACCAGCCCUAAAGGCCCCUCUACUUGCAAGGAGGGCUGCGUCUGUCAACCUGGCUAUGUGCUGGAUAAAGACAAGUGUAUUCUUAAAAUUGAGUGUGGCUGCAGAGACGCCCAGGGUACUGUCAUUCCGGCUGGCAAGACCUGGCUCUCCACAGGCUGUAUCCAGAGCUGUGCCUGCGUGGAAGGGACCAUUCAGUGCCAGAAUUUCCAGUGUCCACCCGGAACGUACUGCAACCACAGCAAUAACUGUGCUAAAAUACCUCUGCAGUGCCCAGCUCACAGCCACUUCACCAGCUGCCUUCCCUCCUGUCCACCUUCCUGUGCCAACCUGGAUGGCAGCUGUGAGCAGAGCAGCCCCCAAGUCCCUUCCACCUGCAAGGAGGGCUGCCUCUGUCAACCUGGCUACUUCUUGAAUAAUGGCAAGUGUGUGCUCCAAACUCACUGCGACUGCAAAGAUGCUGAGGGUGGCCUUGUUCCGGCAGGCAAGACCUGGACCUCCAAGGACUGUACCCAGAGCUGUGCCUGCACAGGAGGGGCUGUUCAGUGCCAGAAUUUCCAGUGUCCCUUGGGGACUUACUGCAGAGACGGUGGUGACGGCAGCAGUAACUGCACCAAAAUCCAUAAGGGAGCCAUGGGGGACGGUGUGCUCAUGGCUGGAGGGAUCAGAGCUCUGCAGUGCCCAGCUCACAGCCACUUCACCAGCUGCCUUCCCUCCUGUCCACCUUCCUGCUCCAACCUGGAUGGCAGCUGCGUGGAAUCCAACUUCAAAGCCCCCUCUGUCUGCAAAAAGGGCUGUAUCUGUCAACCCGGCUACUUGUUAAAUAACGAUAAGUGUGUGCUCCAAAUUCAGUGUGGCUGCAAGGACGCCCAGGGUGGCCUCAUUCCCGCAGGCAGGACCUGGAUCUCCAAUGACUGCACUAAGAAUUGUAGCUGCAUGGGAGGCGCCAUGCAGUGCAGGGAUUUCCAGUGUCCCCCAGGGACUUACUGCAGGGAGAGCAACGAUAGCAGCAGAACCUGUGCCAAAAUCCCUCUGCAGUGUCCCGCCCACAGCCACUACACAAACUGCCUUCCCGCAUGUUCACGUUCCUGUACUGAUCUGGACGGCCACUGUGAGGGGACCAGUCCCAAAGUCCCGUCUCCCUGCAAGGAGGGCUGCCUCUGUCAACCUGGCUAUGUGGUGCAUAAUCACAAGUGUGUGCUCCAAAUUCACUGUGGCUGCAAAGACGCCCAGGGUGGCUUUAUCCCGGCAGGCAAGACCUGGAUCUCCAGGGGCUGCACCCAGAGCUGUGCCUGCGUGGGAGGGGCUGUCCAGUGUCACAACUUCACCUGCCCUACAGGGACUCAGUGCCAGAACAGUAACUGUUCCAAAAUCACUGUACAGUGCCCAGCCCACAGCCACUACACCACCUGCCUUCCCUCAUGUCUACCAUCCUGCUUUGACCCAGAAGGUCUCUGUGGAGGCACCAGCCCAAGAGCCCCCUCCACCUGCAGGGAGGGCUGUGUCUGUGAAGCUGACUAUGUGCUGCGUGAGAACAAGUGCGUGCUCAGAACUCAGUGUGGCUGCAAAGACGCCCAGGGCGAUCUCAUCCCGGCAAACAAGACCUGGCUCACCAGAGGCUGUGCCCAAAAGUGUACCUGCAAAGGAGGGAACAUUCAUUGCCGGAAUUUCAAGUGUCCCUUGGGGACUGAAUGCAAGGACAGUGUUGAUGGCAGCAAUAACUGUACCAAAAUUGCUCUGCAGUGCCCAGCCCACAGCCAUCACACCUACUGCCUCCCCUCCUGCAUCCCAUCCUGCUCUAACGUGAAUGACCGCUGUGAGAGCGCCAGCCUCCAGAGGCCCUCUACCUGCAUCGAAGGCUGCCUCUGCCACUCGGGCUUUGUGUUCAGUAAGGACAAGUGUGUGCCCAGAACUCAAUGUGGCUGCAAAGACUCCCAGGGUACCCUCAUACCGGCAGGUAAAAACUGGAUUACUACGGGCUGUUCUCAGAGAUGUACCUGCACUGGGGGACUUGUUCAGUGCCACGACUUCGAGUGCCCCUCAGGAACUGAGUGCCAGGACAUCGAGGACGGCAACAGUAACUGUGUUGAAAUCAGGUCCCACACAGACCUUGAAGGCAAGACAUGGGUCUCCAGGGGAUGUACCAAGAACUGCACCUGCAAAGGAGGGACUGUUCAGUGUCACGACUUCAGAUGCCCAACAGGGUCCCGUUGCCUGGACAAUAGUGAGAGCAACAGUAACUGUGUCACCUAUGCUCUAAAAUGCCCUGCCCACAGCCUCUAUACCAACUGCCUUCCCUCCUGUCUCCCUUCCUGCUCGGACCCAGAGGGCCUCUGUGGGGGCACCAGCCCUGAAGUUCCCUCCACCUGCAAGGAGGGCUGCUUCUGUCAAUCUGGCUAUGUGCUGCAUAAAAAUAAAUGUAUGCUUAGAAUUCACUGUGACUGCAAAGACUCCCAGGGUAGCCUUAUCAAGACCGGCCAGACAUGGAUCUCCUCUGGGUGUUCCAAGAUCUGUACAUGCAAGGGAGGAUUCUUUCAGUGCCAAAGUUACAAAUGCCCCUCGGGGACCCAGUGCGAGGAAAGUGAAGAUGGCAGCAGUAACUGUGUCUCCAGCACUAUGAAGUGCCCAGCCAACAGUCUCUACACCCACUGCCUUCCCACCUGUCUACCUUCCUGCUCUAACCCUGACGGCCGCUGUGAGGGCACCAGCCACAAGGCCCCCUCCACCUGCAGGGAGGGCUGUGUCUGUCGACCUGGCUACCUGCUCAAUAAGGACACGUGUGUGCACAAAAACCAGUGUGGCUGUAAAGAUAUCAGGGGCAACAUCAUCCCGGCAGGCAACACCUGGAUCUCCAGUGGCUGCACCCAGAGCUGUGCCUGCACGGAUGGAGUCAUCCAGUGCCAGAAUUUUUUCUGCCCAUCAGGGUCCCACUGCCAGUACAACGAGGAUGGCAGCAGUGACUGUGCAGCCAACAAACUGGAAAGAUGUACCAUCUUUGGGGACCCCUAUUACCUCACGUUUGAUGGCUUCACUUACCACUUCCUGGGUCGUAUGAACUACUAUCUCAUAAAGACGGUGGACAAGCUCCCAAGAGGGAUUGAGCCCCUGAUCAUGGAGGGGCGCAACAAAAUAUCCCCCAAAGGGAGCUCAACCUUGCAUGAAGUGACCACCAUCGUCUAUGGCUAUAAAAUCCAGCUCCAAGAAGAACUGGUGGUUUUGGUCAACGAUGAAAAGGUGGCGGUCCCCUACAAUCCAAACAAGCACUUGCGAGUCAUGCUGCGGGCUCAGCGGCUGCUUCUCGUCACAGACUUCGAAAUGGUGCUGGACUUUGAUGGAAAACACAGUGCAGUGAUCUCCUUGCCUACCACAUACCGUGGGCUGACACGGGGCCUGUGUGGAAACUAUGACAGGGACCAGUCCAAUGAACUCAUGCUGCCCAGUGGAGUGCUCACCUCGAAUGCCCAUGUCUUUGGCAACAGUUGGGAGGUGAAGGCACUGCAUGCCUUCUUCCGCUUCCGAAGGGCCCUACCAGAAGAAGAGGAAAGAGACGAAGAGCCUGACCUUCUCCAAUCAGAAUGCAGCCCAGAGCAGACUGCGCUUAUCAGCAGCACCCAGGCCUGUAGGGUGCUUGUGGACCCCCAGGGCCCCUUUGCUGCAUGUCACCAGAUCAUAGCCCCAGAGCCCUUUGAGCAGCGCUGUAUGUUGGAUAUGUGCACUGGCUGGAAGACCAAAGAAGAAGAGGAACUUCGAUGUCGUGUCCUCAGUGGUUAUGCCAUCAUUUGCCAGGAGGCAGGCGCCAACAUGACUGGUUGGCGGGACCACACACGCUGUGCCAUGACAUGUCCUGCCAAUACUGUGUACCAGCGCUGCAUGACACCCUGCCCGGCGUCCUGUGCCAAAUUUGUGACCCCCAAGGUCUGUGAAGGCCCCUGCGUGGAAGGCUGUGCCAGCCUCCCCGGCUACAUUUACAGUGACACACAGAGCCUCCCAGUGACGCACUGCGGCUGCACUACCGAUGGCAUCUAUUACAAGCUGGGUGACAGCUUUGUAACUAACGACUGCUCCCAGCACUGUACCUGUGCAAGCCAGGGGAUCCUGCUGUGUGAGCCCUAUGGCUGCAGAGCUGGGGAGUCCUGCAUGGUGGCCAACUUUACUCGAGGCUGCUUCCAGGACAGCCCUUGUCUGCCGAACCCCUGUCACAAUGAUGGCCGGUGUGAGGAGCAGGGGGCCACCUUCAUCUGCCACUGCGACUUCGGUUAUGGAGGAGAAUUCUGCACAGAGCCUCAGGAUAUCACAACCAGAAAAAAGAUAGAAGCAUCCAGCUUGGUGGCCAUCCUGCCAGGAGUGCUUGUGAUGGUGUUAGUCCCUGUCUUACUGCCCAGAGUGUACGUUUACAUGGCGACAAGAACAACCAUGGCGAGGAGGAGGAGGAAGAGGAGAGAGAAGAAACUGUUGAGACAAAUUAGGCUGGAGGAUGCAGAUGUUCCAGAGCCUACCUUCAAAGCCGCCGAGUUCUGAGCUGUCCUCAAACAGAGAAAAAUAUUUAUUUUAUUUUUUAAAA
Messenger RNA from Mus caroli (Ryukyu mouse), 15875 nucleotides. The record is from RefSeq and is a predicted model, not a curated record. NCBI's taxonomy places the organism in Eukaryota, Metazoa, Chordata, Mammalia, Rodentia, Muridae.